Hyaloperonospora brassicae is the source of this 1239-nucleotide messenger RNA. The record is from the annotation of a GenBank genome assembly. Lineage: Eukaryota; Oomycota; Peronosporomycetes; Peronosporales; Peronosporaceae.
AUGUUCGCCCACGCGCUGCAGCAACGCGUCGCCGCAGCACUCCCGAAGAGCACAUCACGCCUACGGACGCGCGCGAUCGGGUUUCUGUCCACACUGCCGGACGAGCACGUGAUGCUGCGCGACAUGUGCGUGCAAUACGCGGCCAAGAACCUCACGCCGCGCGCGGGGGCGCUCGACAAGGAGCACCGGUUCCCGGCCAAACAAGUGGAGGCGCUGGGGCAGAUGGGGCUCAUGGGCGUCGCGAUUGACGACGCGUACGGAGGAGCUGGACUGGACUAUCUGGCGUACGCGAUCGCGAUCGAGGAGAUCAGUCGUGGCUGUGCGUCCACGGGCGUCAUCAUGUCGGUCAAUAACUCGCUCUACUGUGCACCGCUCGACGCGUUUGGUACGGCCGAGCAAAAAGAGAAGCACUUGACACCAUUUGCUAGGGGCGAGAAGCUCGGCUGUUUUGGCUUGAGCGAGCCGGGGAAUGGCAGUGAUGCGGGUGCGGCGUCGACGACGGCACGGACGUCGGAGAAGGGAUAUGUGCUUAACGGCACAAAGGCGUGGAUCACUAAUGCACAUGAUGCCGAUCAGGCUAUUGUGUUUGCGACGACGGACAAGUCGCUCAAGCACAAGGGCAUUAGUGCGUUUAUUGUGCCGAUGGAUGCGCCAGGCUUUUCACUAGGCAAGAAAGAGGACAAGCUCGGCAUUCGUGCGUCCAGCACUGGCAAUCUCAUCUUCGAAGACGUUGAGAUUUCAAAGGACUGCCUUCUCGGCAAAGAGGGAGACGGGUUCAAGAUUGCUAUGGUUACACUGGACUCUGGUCGUAUCGGCAUUGCAGCACAAGCACUGGGGAUUGCUCAAGCCUCGUACGAUUGUGCUAUCGCGUACGCGCAGACGCGCAAGACGUUCGGUGUGCCUUUGGCGAAGAACCAAAUCAUCCAGACCAAGCUGUCGACAAUGGCCACGGAGAUCGAAGCCUCGCGUUUGCUGACGUGGAAAGCUGCCGUCGAGAAGGAUGCUGGACGACCUUAUACAAAGCUGGCCGCCAUGGCAAAGCUCAAGGCGUCGGAAGCCGCCACCAUGUGUGCCCAUCAGGCCAUCCAAGUGCUCGGCGGCAUGGGCUACGUGUCGGAGAUGCCAGCUGAACGCCACUAUCGUGACGCACGCAUCACAGAGAUAUACGAAGGCACGUCGGAGAUCAUGCACCUCGUCAUUGGCGGUGCGUUGAACAAGGAGUUUGCCGAGACCAGUUAG